UCCUCAUAAACCCUACUCUCUGCUUUUCCCUUCCAGAAAGAGACAGAGUAGAAAUGGGUAGCGAUAGUGAAGUAGAGAAAAGCGCACAAAAGGAGAAGAGGAAGCUGUUGGCCUUAGCUCCUAUUGCCAAACCCCUUGCUGGAAAAAAACUCAACAAACGCAUCUUCAAACUUGUUCGCCGAGCUGCGGAGAAAAAGUGCUUGAAGAGGGGCGUUAAAGAGGUGGUAAAGAGUAUUCGACGCGGUCAAAAAGGAGUGUGUGUCAUAGCUGGAAAUAUAUCUCCUAUAGAUGUCAUCACCCAUGUUCCCAUCCUGUGUGAAGAAGCUGAGAUACCAUAUGUCUACGUCUCCUCAAAAGAAGAUCUAGCAAAUGCCGGAGCCACCAAGAGGCCAACUUGCUGCGUUUUGGUACAAACAAAGCCUGCCAAGGGGGAACUUAGCCAGGAGGAUCAAGAGAAACUGAAAGCAGAUUAUGAUCAAGUUGUAUCAGAAAUCGGUGAAAUGGCAUCCUCGAUGUUCUGAUUAUCAACAUUAUGAUUUUUAAGUUUGUACCUAUUUCCCCUGUACUCAGCUUUAGUAACGAAUCUAGUAUUUAAUCUUUUGAAGCUGAGCUGCACUUGUUUCUUUUUUUCCUUUUGCGUCUUUAUUCAUAUCCAAGUAUUCUCCAUUUUGUGUGUGA
Molecule: messenger RNA, 678 nt
Organism: Nicotiana tabacum (common tobacco)
Lineage: Eukaryota; Viridiplantae; Streptophyta; Magnoliopsida; Solanales; Solanaceae
Product: H/ACA ribonucleoprotein complex subunit 2-like protein
Cellular component (GO): nucleolus
Molecular function (GO): RNA binding
Source: RefSeq, a predicted model, not a curated record